This is a messenger RNA of Caenorhabditis remanei, 816 nucleotides long. RefSeq lists its product as uncharacterized. The transcript is spliced from 4 exons. The coding region runs from base 1 to 816 and encodes 271 amino acids. The record is from RefSeq and is a predicted model, not a curated record. Lineage: Eukaryota; Metazoa; Nematoda; Chromadorea; Rhabditida; Rhabditidae.
AUGACUAUAAUCACUGAUAUGCAAACGCCCUCGACAUAUGAACAACUUGUGGAAGCAUCCAUAUCGGAAGAUCCUCCAUUUUUCUUGGAAAAUCUCAAAGAUUCUAUAAUAAUCAGUCAACAACAAGAUGGAGAAGAAGUGACUGUUGAUCAAAUCAAAGAACAUUUGUAUAUGAAAUAUUUUGUUGAUUGGGAAAAACAAUCAGUGGAGAAAGAAUUAUUGUGGUAUAAAUCAGAUGAACGAUUUUCGUUCAACACCAAACUUGCCUUUCUAUACCCCUGUAUCAUAUUCGGAGCCAUUAGUUGUCAUUUGGUUCACAAUUUAUAUUUUGGCCAGGAGAUUCCAGUAAUAAUAAGAGCUUUGUUAAUAGCCACCGUGUUUAUUUCACCGGUGUUUGUAUUUUCGAGCAUGCCAGGCGGCCGCGCUGAGUGGAUCAACCCGCUGGAUAAUGAGAACUAUAAUUCUACAAAGCUGUCAGAACUGAAAGAACGCCAACUUGAACUCAUCGAUUGCUAUAUGAAAGAAGUGUUACCGAUGAAAGCGGAAAUUUCAGCCAGACGUUAUCGACAUGACGUUUUGACAAUGAUCAUUGCUGGAGAAUGGAUGAUUUAUGCUUUGUUCCGCUUUUGCUAUUCACACUAUCAGCUGUUUUUCAAACGGUCGAACAAGGAGAUUCGAAAAGUUAACAUUAUGGACAUUGAUAUCUCUGAAUUUGUUGACAUUAUGAUCACUGUAGGCUCUGCAUUCGUGCUUUCGUUUCACAUUGCGUCGGUCUUUAUGUCUUGGCAUUCUUCGAAGUUGGUUAAACAUCAUUAA